UUUUUGUGGUUAAAUUUAAUUAAGUUAAAUAGCCUAAGGGGAGACCCUUUACCAACUUAAAAAUUGUAAUAAGAAAAAUUUUCUCAUUGGUAUAAAGUAAACAACAGGAAUGAGAUAGAAAAAAUUUUUUCUUGAUGAAUAUAUAAAGGAAAAAGUGGAAAAAAAUAAAAAUAUACCUACACAUAUACAGAAAAAUAUACACAAAUUUUACACCAACACAAAAACACUACGUGAGUGAAGAAAAAAAAAAAUAAAAUAAAAAAUACGCGACAUAGAAACAGCCGCACUAAAACGGGGACGGAAAACAAAAAACGUGCUAAGCUUUAAAAUUGUCAAGAAAAAAAUUAUUUAUUUAAUAAAAAAACGAAAAAUAAACAUAAUAAUCAAUAGAAAAAAAGGUGUGCAAUAACAAGAGAAAAGCAUUAACAACAACAACAUCAAAUUAACAACACCACCACCAAUAAUAAAUUAUAAUAAUAAUAGCAAAAAACAACAAAUACGCACAAUAUCGAUUUUAUAUGGUUUUUUAAGCCUAAAAAGAAAAGAGGAAAAGAGACAAAUAGUCCACAAAUGGGAAUAGAGCGAGAGAGUGAGAUAGUGAGCGAACGAUUGAAUGAAUAGAGCAGAGAAAAUAAAUAAACAAAAGAAAAACAACCGUAAAUUUCAUUUACAUUUACACACGACAGCACAAAACAAUAACAACAACAAGAGUAGCAACAACUACAAAAACAUAAAAUUCCGCUUAAAAAUAAACAACUCUUGAAAAUAAGAAUAGAAAACAAAAACAACAACAACAACAAAAAUUCUUAUUGUGUGUUAUUGAAAAACCUUGAAUAAAGUCCGCUAAAAAACCAUAAAAGAGUAGAGAAAAAAAAACAAAAACAAACAAUUUGUAAACACGCAAAAAGGAAAAAAAUAAAAAAAAAAACAAUUAACAGUGUUGCUAAACGUUUGAAAAUUUUGAAUAAAAAAAAAAACUAAAAACAACAAGCAAAUCGUGUGAGUGCGCAACAACAACAAUAUACGACGAUCAGUUUCUUCUUUUUUCGUUAAUAUUUUUUUUUGCCGUAUCAGAAUUAGCAGCACAAAACAUAACAAGUAAUAGAAAUACAAAAAAAGUAUCUUACUAGUUCAUGGCCACCGGUUCUACAACAACAAAUAGAAGCCUUAAUAUCCCGCCCACCCAAUUACUCCAAAAUAACAGCAGUAGCAGCAGCAACAACAACAACUCAAAUAUAAAACUCACAAACAACAAUUAUAACAACAACAGUAAUACAACCACCUUAAAAUUAACAACAACAACAGCAACAUCUAUUAAAAGUGGUCCUUUAACAACCACCAAGAGCAGCAACAACAGCAGCAGCACCACCACCACCACCAACAGUUUAAAUAACAGCCUCACCAUAAGCAGCAAUAAUUUAAAUACCAGCAACAGCAGCAGUGUUACGGUUACGGCCGACGCUGCCACUGUCGCUAUAGCUAAAGAUAUGUUGCAAUUGCAUCAUGGUUCAGCUCUCAGCAAUAACAAUAACAAUAGCAUCAGUAAUACUACCAACAAUAGUGAUGAUUUAAAUUCUUCUCCUGCUCAUAACAACAAUAAUACGAAUUCCUCUUCUGCCUCUUUAAAUCAUAAUAAUCGGAAUAAUUCCAAUAAUACGACGACAACAACAACCCCACCUGCCCCUUUACAACAAUUUCAAUUGCAACAACAACAAAGACCACCGCCACCACCCGAUCAUGCUGUCGGCUAUUUAAAAUAUGAAGAUGAAUUUCUUUACAUCACCGAGGCCUGCACCAUAAUCGGUCGUAAUUCAUCAACAUCUCAUGUUCAUUUUCAUGUGGCCGAAAAUAAUCUAGUGUCGCGCAAACAUUUUCAAGUACUGUUUGAUGCCGAUACUCGUGAUUUCUAUGUACAAUGUUUGAGUAAGAAUGGUAUAUUUGUGGAUGAUUUCUUGCAGAGGCGCAAUGCCGAUCCUUUAAAAUUGCCAGCAAGUUGUUAUUUCCGUUUUCCCAGCACUGAGAUACGCAUACAAUUUGAAAGUUUCUUGCAUACGGAUUCACCCACAAAUGUGGUUGUUGGUGGUGUUAAUAAUUUGAGUAAUAACUCUUUGAAUAACAAUCAUCAUCAUAAUAUUUCUUCCUCAUCCGCCUCUUCUCAUCAUCUUAUAAGUGGCCAUGGUGGUGGCAGUGUAGGCAAUGUUCAUCAAGUUAUUAUAUCACCUGCUUCAGCCGAGGAAUUACAUCAGCAGCAAUUGCAUGGUGGCGGCGGCGGAGGAGGUGGCGGUGGCAUUCAUCAAAUGCAGCAUAUAUCAUCGUCUCAGCAGCAGCAACAACAUUUAAGCUCUUCAGGUGGUUCUCAUUUACUACCUAUGGAUAAUUCGAAUGUUAUUUAUUCACCACUUAAAAUAUCUAUACCCAAAAAGGAACAAAAGUCUCCUUAUUUAUCACCAACUGGUACAAUAAGUGCAGCCAAUAGUUGUCCGGCUAGCCCGCGUCAAGGUUUUCAUCAGAAUCAAAAUAAUUAUAAUAAUUAUAGUAAUAAUAAUUUACAAAAUCAACAAGAUUUAUUCCAAACGCCCUCAACGGCCAGUUAUAAUCAUAAUGAGAAACCACCUUACAGUUAUGCUCAAUUAAUUGUACAGGCUAUAUCCGCAGCACCAGAUAAACAAUUGACAUUGUCGGGCAUUUAUUCAUUUAUUGUUAAACAUUAUCCUUAUUAUCGUAAAGAAACUAAUAAGGGUUGGCAAAAUUCCAUACGUCAUAAUCUCAGUUUAAAUAGGUUUGUAUUUCAUAAAGUUGCACGCUCUCAAGAUGAACCCGGCAAGGGUAGCUUUUGGCGCAUUGAUCCUGAUAGUGGCGCCAAAUUAAUAGAUCAUAGCUAUAAGAAACGUCGCCAACGCAGUAGCCAAGGUUUUCGCCCAUCGUAUGGCAUGCCACGUUCAGCACCUGUUUCACCAAGUCACAUGGAAUAUUCGGCUGAUAAUUCACGUGAAAGUUCACCGCUACAAGAUAUUGUUCUACAAUCAGCACCUGGUUCACCAGGCAUGUCUUUGGAAAAUCGUAAUGUUGAUAAUGAAAUUAUUUAUCAAAAUCAGAAUAUUCAACAAUCCAGCGCUAAUAAUACCCAACAAUUCAGCAGCAGCCCCUAUUAUAUAACAAAUCAAAAUACAUUUAUAACACAACAACAUCAACAGGAAAUAGGUGGUGGUGGUGGCGGCGGCGGAGGUGGUGGUGUAGGUGCUUUAAUUGCUCUCAAACGUAAUCAUGCAAUGGCUGCUGGUACUGGUGGUGGUGGUAAUACGGUGGUAACUUUGCAACAGCAGCAGCAACAUCAUCAACAAAAUCUACAAGGUCUACAUCCAGACAUUAUCUAUGAGGAAAUGCCCACAGAUUAUAGUGGUAAUAUGGAAUCAGGUGAUGAUGAAUGUGAUGCUGGUGCCAAAAGGCCAAAAGUUGAAGUACUCUGAUGUGUAUGACAACAGCAACAACAAGAAAACGUAAAAAAGAAUAAGUAAAAGAAGAAAGAAAAAAAAAAACAACUACAACUACGGCUAGUGUUGUUGACAAAUAAUUAUCAUCAUUAUAUAUAACAAAAGAAAAAAAAAAA
Lucilia sericata (common green bottle fly) is the source of this 3607-nucleotide messenger RNA. RefSeq lists its product as uncharacterized. Lineage: Eukaryota; Metazoa; Arthropoda; Insecta; Diptera; Calliphoridae. The record is from RefSeq and is a predicted model, not a curated record. Gene Ontology annotation, molecular function: RNA polymerase II cis-regulatory region sequence-specific DNA binding; DNA-binding transcription factor activity, RNA polymerase II-specific; protein binding. Gene Ontology annotation, biological process: regulation of transcription by RNA polymerase II.